Molecule: messenger RNA, 4831 nt
Organism: Anopheles nili
Lineage: Eukaryota; Metazoa; Arthropoda; Insecta; Diptera; Culicidae
Gene: Asph
Exons: 15
Coding region: 176-4171 (1331 amino acids)
Biological process (GO): peptidyl-aspartic acid hydroxylation
Cellular component (GO): endoplasmic reticulum
Molecular function (GO): peptidyl-aspartic acid 3-dioxygenase activity; protein binding
Source: RefSeq, a predicted model, not a curated record
CGGGAGAGUGUUUUCGGCGUGCUAACCCUCGCCAGCAGCUUCCCAACCCCCACAGGGACGAUAGCAGGUCCCACAAGUGUGUGCGCGCAGUGUAGAAACGUGCAGUGAUAAGAAUCUUGAACAGGAAGUAACCGCCAGUGCUCUGAUCGAGUGUUGAGGGAGCCUAGCACCGAACAUGUCCGGCGAUACGCAGCCAAAGAAGCGGAAGGAUAAAAAAAGGAAGAAAGAUGAUGAAGACACGGUUAAGGAAACGAUUGCCCAUGCACCGAAGCAACCGUCUAGCGGAGCCGCACAGGCGGCCAAGGAACCGGGUGAUGUUCAGAUGCACAUCCACAGCGAUCACGGCACCGGAGGCAAUUGGUGCGCGAAGGUCGUCUUCUUUAUCCUGCUGGCCGGUCUCGGUGCUUUGAUCGGACUCAUCCUCAUCGAAAAUCAGGGUCUCUCCAACGAGGACACGCCGUUGUCCGAAUCACGGUACUCGGAAUUCUUUAACGGCUGGGUCGACGAAACGCGGCAAGACGAUCACCAUCACGAAGAAAUCUUGGCAGCCAUCAACUCGCUCGACGAUCACGAUGACGACGAUGGUGAAGCGCAUCACGUGGUAGAUGAUCACGAUGAUGAUGAGCACGAUCAAGAUGGAGGCGAUGGAGAUCACGACGAUGGUACGCCGUAUGCCGAGGAAGAAGACCACGAUGACGAUGGAACGGACGUGCAGGAUGAUGACGAAGAUGAGGGACCAGCGCAGAAGCUGGACGAUGAUGAGGUGGAGGAGAUCUUCACUCAACAAGAGGCCGCCGAACAGCAGGCUGCUACCGUCGACGAUGACGACGAUGACGAUGAUGAUGGUCAGGACGACGGCGAUGAUGAUGAUGAUGAUGACGCCGGUGCCAACGGAAAUCCUAAUCUUGAUGAUGACGAUGAUAAUGAUGAUAAGAAUGAUAAUUUUAAUAACAAACAAGAUGAUGAUAAUGACGAUGACGACGACGACGACGAUGAUACCAAGACUGACGAUGAUAAGGACAACGAUGAGCUAGAGAAAAAGAGUGACAAUGUAAUCACAAAAACUAAUUUGGAUAAUAACGAUGACGAUGAUGAUGAAAAUGAUAAAGAUAAUGACGACGAUGAAAAUGAGGAAGCUGCCAAGGGUAAAGAAGAUUUUGAUGGUGAUGAGGAUGAAGAAGAAUUGGUAGGAAGUGAACAAGACUUUGAUGAACCAGCCGUUAGGAGCAACACUGGUGCUACAGUUGCUGACGAUGAUGAUGACGACGAUGAUGUGUUCGUUGAGCGAAACGCUGGCUUUGCUGAUGCCGAUGACGACCAGGAUGAUAAUGUAUUCGAUGAGGAAGAUGAGAACGACAACGACAACUUUGAUGGGGACGAGGACGAAAUUGAAGCAGUAACUCGUGGAUCUCAAUCAGCAAAUGAAGGCAAUGAUAACAAUGUGGAUGACGAUAACGACGAGGACGACGAUGAUGAUGAUGUUGAUGAUGGCAAAGCAGAUUUCAGCGAAUUCGUGGACAACGACGGCGGUGAAGAGGAAUAUUUGGAGAAGAUUCGUAGCGAACAGCAACGUCGUGCAGCAGAUGAAGAAAAGCGUCGGGCCGCUGUUGAACCAGAAGAGGAAACUUCACUUACGGUAAAAAUCUUUGUCGGUGUUGCACUGAUCGGUGCUGCGCAUCUUCUCUUAACUAGUCCACGUGCUCCUACGAAAAAACCAACCAGUAAAGGUGAUGGCGCUAACGUUCAGAUAGAAAAUACACCUACCAAUGAUGGUUUAUUAUCUAACGCAAAAUUGGAACCCAAAGACGAAACCCAAUUAACUGGAGCUAAAUCGAUACUGGAUGAUUUUGUUUAUGCCAAUCCUAAAAACCAGUCAGUAAUAACCGACGUAGAUAUGACCGAAGAAAAUGUGGCCAUGUUUGACGAUAACGACGACGACGCCGAGCGUUAUUCGGGAGAUGAUUACGAAUACGAAAUGGAAGAAAUAGAGGAAGAUUAUGAGCAGGAAGAGGAGAAGGAGAAAAUCCUUAUAAAACAAGAGGAAGAAAUUGGUGCAUUUGUGCCGAUUACAUUCGAAGAUUUCAACUCAAUGUAUCGAUCGCCAACAGAGGAAGUCGAAGUUGUGAUGGAUCAAAAAGUACAUACCACGCAUGCGAUUGCACCUGAACCGCUGUCGAAGAAGGGAACGAAAGAUUCCUUGUUGGCACGGAAGAAACCACCGAAGGGUGCUUUGAACAAGCUCAUUUAUGGUUUGCACAAGGAUCCAAUCGUUAUUCCAUCCGGCGCAGGAGAAAGUGAAACGGAGCCCGACCGGAUGCGUGAUCGGGAGACUCUGGCGGAACCGAGUGGAAACUCGCAGGUAUCUGCAACAGCAGCCCAUUCGGUGCGAGAAAAGCACGUCGAAUUUCGGCUUCCCGAGCGAGAGGAAACGGAAUUUGAGCUGGAGCCAGUGUACAGGCCAGAGCACACGGCACUUCAUCCAGGUGCCAGUGACAACGGCAGUAAAGAGAACUUAUUCGUACCGGACGCCAGCGAAGAAGAGCCGGAACCGGAUGAGUAUGCCGAGGAGUACGACGAGUAUGAGGGCGAAGAAGAGAUUGUCUACGAAGAAGAGGAAGUGGACGAUGAGAUCGAGUCGGUUCUGCUCAAUCAGUACGGUUCGGACGAGGAGGAAGAACCGCUGACCGACGACAACAUUCCGCCGGGUGGUGAAUACGACGAGGCAUCGGAUGUUGACGACUCGGACCUGAUGCGUAGAUUGGAGGAGAAAUACGGCAAAUUACCGGCGAGUGCGUCAACGACGGCGGCAUCCAACUCCGAGGCGGCCGGUCCGGAUGGUGAUGAUGACGAAGCGACCGCUGCUGGCUGGACAAAAAUCCCAUCGAGGGCUGAAGAGGCUGAUCGGUCCUAUCAGGAAGAAUUAAGACGAGCCGAGCGGCAACUCGACGAGAAGGAUCCGGAAAAAGCGCUAGCAGCGUACGAUCGCAUUAUCGUGCAGCAACCUAAUUCCAUCGCUGCCCUGAUCGGACGGGCGCGAGCUUUGGAUGCGUUGGCCGAACAACGACGGAGUAACUCCAUCCUGACGGAAGCGAUCACUGCCUAUCGUAAGGUGCUUGAGCAGGAUCUUGCGGUAGACGAUGCGACGCUGAAGUCUAUGGCGGAACGAUGCCUCGAUCGGAUGCGUUUCCAGGGCCAGCACGCAAAGGCGAUUGAGGUACACAAGAUGCUGAUACGACGAUUCGACCACGAACCACUCUAUCGAAAUCAGCUCGCCGUUAGCUACCUCUACAUGAACAGGCUCCAGGAAGCUAAAGCCGUCCUUCACGACACCCUGUUGCGGUGGAUCGGCGAUGGGUUCGCUCUGGUACAUUACGGGUUCGUGUUGAAGACGCUGGAUCAGAACAUGGAGCUAGCGGCGCAGUACCUGCAGGAGGGUAUCGAUACGGACCACGAAGGCACCCAGGAUGGACGGUUUUACUUCCAGCUGGGCGAUGCCUUGCAACGGCUAGGACGCAACAGCGAGGCACUAAACGUGUACCGGAAGGGCGUAGAAAAGAAGCUGUUCCUUUCGCUGUACCAACGAUCGCUGUACAACGUGGACGGGUUACGUUCCCGUCCGUUUUGGACGCAGGAACAGACGACUCACGGGCGCGAAUUGGAGCUUAUCCGUGCGCAAUGGACGCAGAUCCGUGACGAAGGUCUAGCGCUGCUGAGCAGUGAGGGUGUUUUCGUGAAUGAAACGGAAAAUCUUCGUGAUCGAGGAGACUGGAAGCAACUGGAGCUGUUUUCUCGUGGCGCUCGGUUGGAGCGUAACUGUGCCCGCGCACCUCUGACCUGUCGGCUGGUGGAGCAACACUUUCCGGCGGCACGCUCUUGCAAGCGUGGUCAGGUGAAAUUUAGCGUCAUGCAUCCUGGCACCCACGUGUGGCCGCACUGUGGCCCUACAAACUGCCGCGUACGGGCACAUUUGGGCUUAAGCGUGCCAGCUGGUACGUCAAUAAGAGUCGCCGAGGAAACACGCUCCUGGGAGAACGGCAAGUGGUUGAUUUUCGACGAUAGCUUUGAGCACGAGGUGUGGCACAAUGGGACAGCAACACGACUGGUACUAAUUGUGGACUUUUGGCAUCCAGAUUUGUCGGAAAGCCAACGACGCACACUGACGCCCAUCUAGUGCAGAGACUGCACCAUCAAUGGUGAUCUUCAGCAGCAGAGUUAGCAGAUCCUAGAAUUUGUGCGUGAAACGCAUAUGCAUUUUACCAUACUCUCCCUCACACAGGUUCGUUAUAGGUACGCGUAGUUGCGUGAUUUCCUUUAAUUUAAAGCUAGAUUUAGUAAAGCUGGUGCCUUUUGACGAUGUGAGUGAGUUUUGCGUUAGUAUAGUAUAGUAUGUGACAUGGGCAAAUGAUUGAAAAUCCGGUCUCGAAUCACGCGUGUUAUGGCCAAAGUUAGAACGAUCAAGGUAACGAGCUUUCAAGGACUGCUCCCUAAAGUCUGGUCUUUCGUUUUACGGGUUAUCGUGGGAAGGGUUGUAUUCGUUUUUUGUGUAUAGAUUACAAUGGAGCGUCUAAAGACGAACAAACCACAGCUAGACAUUGAGUGGAAAGACAAAAAGACUCAACACACCAAGGACAUAAGCACUGAACGGGGUUUAUUAGCAUGGGAACGAUUGUAUUUCUUUUCCACCAGGCAGUAGGAAACUCAUGAGAAAUUUUCAAAAACAGUAGAGAGAAACUUUGUUCGCUGUAAAAUUGAUUGGAAUGAAAAGGAUACGUGCUUGGAGAGUUGGCACUGGCAAAUCUUACUAUUCUUCUAAUCGGAAGACAAUAAAUAG